AUGUCCAACGAGGCUCCGGUUCACCCGCAGGUGCGCGCGCUGAUGGGCGCCGAGCCGCGGCUGGCGCUGGCCUCAGCGGCCGUGGUGGCCGCCCAGCUGUACGUGGGCUACCUGCUGCGCCGCUGUUGCUGGCCGGCCGUCGUGGCCGCCGCCUACCUGGUCGGCGGCUCGCUGUGGCUGCUGCAGUUCACCCUGCAGCACGACGCCCAGCACCGCAACGUGUUCGGGCCGCGCUGGCCGCGCCUCAACGACGCGCUGGCCUGGGUGCUGGGCGCGCCGGCGCUGGUGCCGUACCGGUUCGGCCGGCGCCGCAAACACCUCGACCACCACCGCCACCUGGGCGAGCCGGGCAGGGACGCCGACCGGCCGUCGGAGGGCCAGGUGGCGCUGAGCCGCCGCCGCGCCGGCCGCCUGCUGCUGCUGGUCACCGCGCCGCUGGCGUCGCGCGCGCGCCAGCUGCGCCGCCCGGCGGACGCCGCGCAGUCGGCGCUGCUGGUGACCGGCGCGCUGCUGCUGGGCGGGCCGCGCACGGCCGCCUACCUGGCGCUGGGCCCGCUGCUGGGCCGCAUGCUGCACCCGUUCGGCGCCGCGCUGCUCUGCAGCCACUCGUACGGCCCCGGAAACCAGGUGGUCACCUACAGCUACCGCGGACCGCUCAACUGGCUCUUCCUCAACACCGGCUACCACAUCGAGCACCACGACUUCCCCAACGUGCCCUGCUGUCGGCUGGCGGCGGUGACGCGCGCGGCGCCCGAGUUCUACGCUGGCCUGCCCCACGUGGACAGCUGGUUCACCUGCAUGAUCAACUAUGUGACGGGCGCGGACCGCGACCUUACCACCCGACACGACACCUGAGUUUCAGCAGUGAGCACUGAGCCAGGGCCGGACGAAGAGACCGGUUAAGAGACAAUGAGGCAGCUCGCGCACGGCGGGAUACGGAGCGGUACAAGAUGGCGCACAGUGGAAGGAAUGGAGGGCGCGGGGUCGUCCGGGAGAGAGGACUUCACGUGCAGGAGAGUACUGCACCGGGAGAAUACCGCUUGGGGAGACGACUUCACCGUGGGAGGACUGCACUCUGUCACAGGUCUCGUGGCAGAGCAGGACUGCAACCGUCCACGGAAAGCGGCAUCAAAUCGAAGCGCUCAGUGGAUGAAGUGACGGGACAGGGCCGCUCAACGAUCGUGUAUAGUUUGUGAUACUGACGCUUGUCCUCUGCUUCGUGCAUGUUUGUGAUAAUGACGCUUACCCCUUGCUUUGUGAGAAUCGAAUGGUAUGGUACGCCUAUCGACCGCAAUG
This is a messenger RNA of Amphibalanus amphitrite, 1296 nucleotides long. RefSeq names its product sphingolipid delta(4)-desaturase/C4-monooxygenase DES2-like. The record is from RefSeq and is a predicted model, not a curated record. Bases 1 to 855 code for a protein of 284 amino acids. Lineage: Eukaryota; Metazoa; Arthropoda; Thecostraca; Balanomorpha; Balanidae. The transcript is spliced from 2 exons. Gene Ontology annotation, molecular function: sphingolipid delta-4 desaturase activity. Gene Ontology annotation, biological process: ceramide biosynthetic process.